AAAUGUGUUAAAUGUUUUGCUUAGCCCCAAAAAGCAAAGAGACAAAACUUGAAAGAAGAGUAGUAGUUAGAACGUCAGAGAGCUAGCUACUUCGAAGGAAGGUUUCAUUCAUCGAAAAUGGCAGCUUUAUUAUUAAAUAAUCGGUCAAACUCUGCCUCCCAAUCCAAAGUCUAAAACCUUUCCUUCUUCUUUCUUUACAAAUCCAACAAUCUCAAUGUCUCCAAAUCCAUAACUUUCUUCGAUCCCCUUGUUCUUCCUCUGUCUGCUGUUACAUUUUUUACAAAACCCUAAUCAAACCCAUUUUCUUCUAUCAAUCUUAACCCUAGAAUCAAAUAAAGACUCAAUCUUUCUUUGCUUUGCUCUGUUCUGCUCUGUUUUUGCUCUGUUUUUAUAAUGGCUUGUUUCUUGAAUUGUGUUAGAUUUGAUGUCUCCAAGACGAUCACCGACAAACCCACAAGUCAAGGAUCUGGUGUGACUUGUUAUAACAGCUGGGAUGAUGUUGAAACUCUCACUUCCAAUUUCUCUAGAUUGAUUGGUUCUGGUGGCUAUAGCAGUAUCUACAUGGCUCGCUUCUCUGGCUCUGAUAAAGCGGCUCUCAAGGUUCAUGUUAGUAGUCACCGUCUUUAUCAAGUCUUUAGACUUGAGCUUGAUAUUUUGCUUCGUCUUCAACAUCCUAACAUUGUCAAGCUUCUUGGCUAUUUCGAUGAUUCAGAGGAAAAUGGUGCUCUUCUUCUUGAGUAUCUUCCUCAAGGAAAUCUACAAGAGAAGCUCCAAAGCAAUAGCAAGCAAGUCUUGCAAUGGAGGAACCGUGUAGCGAUUGCGUUACAGUUAGUUCAAGCUAUUGAACAUAUUCAUGAGAAAUGUAGCCCGCAGAUAGUGCACGGGGACAUCAAAUCUUCCAACGUUCUUCUAGACAAAAACUUUGAUUGCAAGCUUUGCGAUUUCGGGUCAGCUAAAGUCGGGUUCUCUUCGAUGGUUCAGCCUCCUACGAUGUCGCCUAGAUCUAGACAAGUGAAGAUGGUGGGAUCUCCAGGUUACACAGACCCUCAUUAUUUAAGAACCGGGAUUGCUUCGAAGAAGAUGGAUAUGUAUGGGUUUGGAGUUGUGGUUCUUGAGUUGGUUUCAGGAAAAGAAGCGUUUUCUGCUGAGAGAGGUGAGAUGCUGGUGCAUAUAGCUGCUCCACUUAUGAAUGAGAUUUUGGAUUCGAGUGUAGACAUUUCAGAGGACAAGGUCAGACAGUUCUUGGACCCGAGGUUGUUAAGGGAUAGUCUUGAUAUCGAUGAGGUCAAGACAAUGUUGAGUGUUGCUGCGGUCUGUAUCAGUAGCAAGCUAUCUCUAAGACCUUCGGCUGCUCAAGUAGCGGAUACUCUUAUAAAGGAAAUACCAUCAUUGAGUUUCCUCGGUUGCGGUAAAGGAGUGUGAGUUAUCGGUGUCGAUGGUUUUUGUUGUAGUGUGGUAAGGCUGCGUGAACGACACUGUAAAGUUGGUGUGCAUUUAGGAGUUUCUUGGAAAACCAGCAAGAAGAAUAACCAUGUAAAUACUCUUGUUUUGUUUUGUGAAUAGAAGCAGGAAAUAACAUUUUGUCUAAUUAUCAUUCAUCAACAUUUCCUAGGAAAUGUAAUUUUGAUUGUUGUUUUGUCUUGAAAUCUUAGAGAGAAAGAGAAGUUCUGUUCAUGUCAAUGUAAUGUAAAGUAAAGCUUAAAGCAGAAGCAUGUCAUUGUGAAUAUGAAGCAAAGUUUAUGUGACUUGUAGUGCAAUUUCAAAGGUUCUGAUUC
Molecule: messenger RNA, 1775 nt
Organism: Arabidopsis thaliana (thale cress)
Lineage: Eukaryota; Viridiplantae; Streptophyta; Magnoliopsida; Brassicales; Brassicaceae
Product: Protein kinase superfamily protein
Exons: 2
Coding region: 394-1422 (342 amino acids)
Molecular function (GO): protein serine/threonine kinase activity; protein kinase activity; ATP binding
Source: RefSeq, marked reviewed